AUGGCAAACACAGAGGUGGAAACAUACUGGAAGACUUCAGAGGAUUCUUCAACUGCUAAAUUUACACCAGACUUGGCUUUUGCGAGCAUUCCAAGCUUGAAUUUAGACAAGGCGCCUUCAAUAGAUGUUGUUUUGCUUGGUGGAAGCUGUUUAAAGGAUAUCAGAGGAUAUGCAGCAGCAUUAUCUUCCAACAGCAGGAUUCGAAAUGCGGUCUAUUUGAUCGAUGCAAGCCAUGCAGUGGGAUUGGAAGAACAACUGGCAUCGGUGCUACAGGCAAAUGUUUGCCUUUCGUUUUUUGUUGAUGGCGGAUUUCGAACAGAGACCCAAAACGGAAAUAAGGUGAACAUCAUUCGUGAAAAGGCCAUGCCCGGAUCUGCACUUGUUGGCUACUCUUUGGCCAGGAUAUCGCCGGACAGAAAGGUACAAGUUGAAAAAACGACAAACGGGAAAGAUACGGAGGGGCAAAAGCUGGAAAAAAUGCAGCAAAUGCUCAAUUCGGGGAAUUUCAAGUGCAGCAGUAUCCCAUUUGGGAGAUUUCCGUCCUUCGGGAGCUAUUGCUGGAAAGAAAUAGUGCCGUUUGUGGCAUUUGACAUUGUCAGUGUGGUUUACUGCAGUCUCAAUGCAAACGACCCGCUUCUCAAAAAAAUACUAUGCGGAGUGUAUGCCGAAUUAGUCUCUGUCGCCAGGGAAACGGGAUCGCUGGAAUUCCCAGAUCCGGCAGACGCAAGGAAGGUUCUGGAACACCUUAAAAAUGCAGCCGUGCAGUACAACAGGCUAUACUCGGACAAAAAGUACAAGAUCGAGCUGCGGGAAAUAAACGAAGGCCUGAUUCAGCGAAGUGCAUGCGAUGUCCCCGAUUUGGUGCAUGCCUUCACGCAUGGGGGCGAAACCUAUGCAGAAAUAUGCAUGGAACAGCUUUUGGAACUCGCAAGCAAGCACAGCCUCAGCCUUCCAUACUUGGAAUCUCUUUUUUGCAGCUUUAAAAGAAUACAGAAGCUUCGCCAAGACGAGAUUUUCGACUGGAUAGGCCGAAAAUCGUUAAAGGAGGUACCACAGCCUCGAUUGUGGAGACAAAGAGCACCAUAUUCGCAUAUGGAGUCGGUUGCACGGCCACAAACAUCGUUUGCACCUGCAAAUUAUCAAUUUAGAGAAAUGAUGAAGACCAAUCCAGCAUCUGCAGGAUUGAUUUCGAUCCACCCAAGAUUUCACAGCGAAGAAUUUGGGUAUGCGGGAAGUGACGGAGGGCAGAGAUCCGGGACCCCCUCUGUUCGGCAAGCAAAAAGCAGCCUUUACAGAAAAGCAUCUUCUUCUUCAUACGAGUCGAAUGAGGAUAUAGCAAAAUCCCAGAAGAGUUUAUUUGACCAUGCCAACGUGUGCAACCUCCUAAAAGACACCACAAGCAGAUAUGGCGAUGUGGAUACGAUUUCAAAGCUUGAAGAGGUGGAUGUUGCGUUGAAGGUUAAAGAAGCAGAUGCUGUUUCUAGGGUUAGAAAUGCUGGAUUGGAAAUUGGAAUGCGGGAAGAAAACCUGGGUGAUGACACUGAUUCAGGCAACAUGGACUACUCGGACUGCGUUGAGUAG
Messenger RNA from Brettanomyces bruxellensis, 1581 nucleotides. RefSeq lists its product as uncharacterized. Bases 1 to 1581 code for a protein of 526 amino acids. Lineage: Eukaryota; Fungi; Ascomycota; Pichiomycetes; Pichiales; Pichiaceae. The transcript has a single exon. The record is from RefSeq and is a predicted model, not a curated record. Gene Ontology annotation, cellular component: cytoplasm.